CACGUGAAGGCUGCGGAAAGAUACGAGACCGACACGCUUCUGCAAACGCUCUCUCCCCCGCUACAAAACAAAACGAUAACUCCUCCCUUUCUCGAUUCUAAUCCCUCCUUCACCAUCACGCAGAUCUCCAGCUCCUGCUCCUUUCCAUCGGAAAAGAUCCGAAAGGGCGACUCUCUACCCAUCUAUCGUCGCCGAUGGGAUCCGACUUCCAAACCAUCCCCGUGAUAGAUAUUGGCCCUCUUGUGGAAAAGAUCGAUGAUCCAAAGAUGACCAAUGACGCAGAAAUGAGGGAAGUUAUUAGAAUGCUGGACAAGGCUUGUAAAGAUGCGGGAUUCUUCUAUGUGAAGGGUCAUGGUAUACCUGAUUCACUGGUUAAAGAAGUUAGAGAUAUCACGCACAAAUUCUUUGGUCUUUCUUGUGAGGAUAAAUUAAAGAUUAAGAUGAGACCAGCAAGUGGAUACAGAGGAUAUCAAAGAAUUGGGGAAAAUAUAACCAAGGGAAAGCCUGACAUGCAUGAAGCUAUUGAUUGCUAUAGGGCAAUUGAUCCGGGAACAUAUGGAACUCUUGGUAAACCUUUGGAAGGAUCCAAUUUAUGGCCAGAUUAUCCUUCACACUUCAAAGAACUGAUGGAAGAAUAUAUCUGCCUUCUCAGAGAUCUUUCAAGAAAGAUAAUGCGUGGAAUUGCUUUAGCCUUGGGUGGGACAGCAGAUGCAUUUGAAGGUCAAGUAGCAGGAGAUCCUUUUUGGGUAAUGCGACUAAUUGGAUAUCCAGUCUCAUCCAAUAUCCCAGAGACGCAACGUACAGAUACAGGAUGUGGAGCUCACACAGAUUAUGGUCUUCUCACAUUGGUUAACCAAGAUGAUGACAUUCAUGCUCUUGAGGUGAGAAACCGAUCUGGUGAGUGGAUAUGUGCUGUUCCUAUCCCUGGUACUUUUGUUUGUAACAUCGGUGAUAUGCUAAAGAUCUGGUCUAAUGGAUUAUAUGAGUCAACUCUACAUAGGGUGGUUAACAACUCUCCGAAGUAUCGUGUUUCUGUUGCAUUCUUUUAUGAGCCAAAUUUUGAUACAUGCAUAGAACCGGCAGAUUUUUGUAAGCAAAAGACAGGUGGAAUCGCAAAGUAUGAGAAGUCUAUUUAUGGAGAGCAUUUAGUUCAAAAGGGCCGACCAUAUGAGGCUACAAGUAAAAUAUUAUGUGGAAUCUGAACUGCAGCUGAUGAAUCCAAAAAAAGUAGUGGUGGUGGGGCAAUUGAGAAGCAGGAUUUCGGUCUCUAUAGAAUAAUGUAACCCUGUGAUGCCUAGAGGUUAUGAUGCCUUUUCGUUUGCAGGCUGGCUGCCAUUCUUCGUUUAUUCUAAUGAUGUCUGUUUAUAUUGGCCUACCUGCAUUCAAUUGUUAGCGUACUGAAAACCCCCUCUUCUUGUUCCAAUGGAGUCAGAUCAAAUUAAACUAUUAAUCCUUUUGAUUUGUGGGCCAAAA
This is a messenger RNA of Phoenix dactylifera (date palm), 1473 nucleotides long. Its product is annotated as homoarginine-6-hydroxylase 2-ODD-233-like. The record is from RefSeq and is a predicted model, not a curated record. NCBI's taxonomy places the organism in Eukaryota, Viridiplantae, Streptophyta, Magnoliopsida, Arecales, Arecaceae.